This is a messenger RNA of Pyrenophora tritici-repentis Pt-1C-BFP, 834 nucleotides long. The record is from RefSeq and is a predicted model, not a curated record. NCBI's taxonomy places the organism in Eukaryota, Fungi, Ascomycota, Dothideomycetes, Pleosporales, Pleosporaceae.
AUGUCAACUCAGGCAAUCUCAACGCAGGCAAUGUCGAUACAGAACAAGCACCCCUUCGGCGAACGAGAAGCAUACGAUGAAACUCUGCCACAAUACGACUAUAAUGAACACCAAGGUUUCCAGCUUAAGACGACAGGACUCAACACUGAAUAUUCUCACCUCUCAUUCGGCAGCAGAGGGCCACCUCACGGGAGUUUCCUACCACAGCUCCACAAUGACUUCCAAUACACAGACCCGCAUGGUACAUACGCGCCGAGGCAAGAAUUUAACACGGGCUUUUCGUCAGUCGCACACCAGAAUCUUCCCAUUCGGCCUUCCGUGUGGCAGAAUGUAUCACCCCAAAUGCAGCCGAUGCAGCGAGCGCAACAACUACAACAACCGCAGCAGAUGCAGCCGCGGGUGGGUCAAAUGGAGCAACCGAACAUCGGCGACUGUUUUGGACCACCGCCGUACGAAGAUGAUGCUACCAAAGAUCGCCGCGACAGUAUAUUCAUCAAAGACGACGAUGGAUCUCCAGAAACGCAGCAAGUCUCUGUUGGGCGAAGGCGCAAGUCCGAAUACGCCGAACCAGGGUCGGCACGGGCUAUAUACUUGGAGAAGAACCGCAAGGCUGCUAGCAAGUGCAGAAACAAGCAGAAGCAGGAGCAGGAGGAGUUGGUGCGACGAUCCCGAGAGGUUGAGAAGAUAAAUCGGGCCCUCAAGGAGGAAAUAAACUACUAUCGAGAACAAGUGGCAGAACUAAAGGAACACAUUGCAUUCCAUGCCCAUUGGAGGCAGAUUAUGCGGGUUUUCUUCACUUUUGUAAGACGCAUCGACGCAGUAAUUCGUGUUUAA